GUGUUUUUGUUCACGGGUUAUAUCGGUGUCUACUGUAUGGGUGAGACGUUUUGGCACUCGUUGUGUAUAAACAUAUUUUGCUACGUGGUCACUCUGCACCACACGUGGCUCGUCAACUCGGCCGCCCAUAUAUACGGCACCCGACCCUACGAUCGCACCAUUAAUCCGCGCGAAAACCGGGCCGUAGUCUACGCUUCGAUGGGCGAAGGGUAUCACAACUAUCACCACACCUUCCCAUACGACUACUCGGCCUCCGAGUACGGCUGGCGAGACAACUUCAAUCCGGCCACCGCUUUCAUCGACAUGUGCUCAGCGCUGGGGUUGGCCUACGAUCGCCACAUGCCCUCCGAAGAGGUGAUUAGCAAACGUAUGCAACGCACGGGUGACGUGACUGACCAACAAUUGGCCGCUAAACUCAACUACUGGUACGACCUGUGCUCCGGUCUGGUCAUCAUAUUCUGGCCACUGAUCGCCAUCUUCUCCGCCCGACUCCUCGCAGUCCUAUUUAACAGGGAAUCAAAAACUCGACCUAAACGACACGUUACUUAUUUGACAAAAUUCAAACACAAAUGCGAGUCAUUUGAGCGAAACGUGGAUCUAAUGGCCACCGAAGCCAAACUCAUGAGACAAUUGCUGGCGUUUGAACACCGGUUCAGUCAACACGUGUUUGAUCUGCUCAUGAGGUACGACAGGUAUGUCAUCGAUCACGUGGUGGUGUCGGCCAACGGAUCCAACGGCACCGCCUCUUCGGCCGCAGCCGUACGCAAACAGCUGACCGACGACAAGGCCAUCGCUGUCCAGAAUCUGCUUCAGCUCAAGACGUGGCGCCAAGAGUUGUGUAACUGGAGGGCAGCCAAUGGUAUGAACGGUGGUAUGUCUGAUGGGAUCAGUCACCAGAUAGUGACCAUCAGUGCUCUAUCACUAAUCACUGUUACUCUUAUAGAUACAGAUUCACUGCUGCCGACGACAAUCACCGCCGAUGACCAGUCAGUGUUGGACACCAGCGGUGCCGCCGAAGCGGUGCCCGCGAAGACCAGCGCCGGCCUAUCGGACAAUAUGUUGCGCUCGAUGUUGAGCUCUGGGGCCGCGUCUUCGUCGUCGGCCACCACUCCUCCAGUGAUAACACUCGACAACAGCCCACAGAAAACGUUGAGACAAAUGUUGAGCCCAUCGCCCGUCGCCUCCACAGCGACCACAGCUGCGCCGGCGAUGACUGACCUGACACCGGGACCCUCUGCCUCCGUAUUGGCCCAAAUGUUGGCCCCACCGCCGCCUGUCGUACCGGUCGUAGAGCUGGAAGUGAUCCCCAAACCGGAGCCCCUGUCCGAUGGCGAAGAGGACACCGACACCGCCUCUGAGCGCGAGACUCCCGGACGAGUCACCCGAUCCGCUGCCAAUCCGCCGGAAAAGCCGUUUAUGUUAUUCACACAGUAUUUGUCGCAAAACAAGUCUUUCAGUCACCUCUUGGCCUCCAAUAGCGGCGAACCAUCGGUUUCGGCGCCGAAAUCGGGCGGCAAUAAGAUUGCCAUAGAUUUGAACACCGAUUCCGAUGGCGACCAACCCGUCAACAGUAUCUUCAGCAACGAUAUCGUGGAUCUGUCGCCAACCAAACGGACAAAGAAAUUGACGAAUAAGAGCCGAAAGAGGAUCAAGAAGAGGAAGAAUCUGUGGACUAAACCAAAACCAAAGGAUACCUUAACCGCUACGAGUGUUGUGAACAACAACACCAGCGCUGGUCUGGAAGUGAUAGAAUUGCCGCAAAAUCGGAUCGAAAGGAGAAUAUUCAACGAGAAAUACGUCAAAAGCCACAAGAAAUUGGUUUAUAAAGACAAAACCUAUUUCUGCAAAUGGAAGAACUGUACGUAUUCUUCGGCCGUCAGGAACCGCGCCGUACGGCACAUGUGGUCACAUUCGGGUGAGAAUCCAUUCAAGUGCCCGCUCUGUGACCUCCGCUUCCGCGACAAACGCCAUCUCAACAAUCAUAUGUCGUCUCACAACACGGUGUCCAUUAGAGCCGCGGCCAAGAGCUCGUCGAGAGAGCCCAACGCUAAGACUAAAGUGAAAGCAAAGUCGCCAAUGAAAUCGCCGUUGAAGUCACCCGUAUAUCGGGCGCGAGGGACCGGAGAUGUGGUCUGUCCCGAGUGUGGGAACCGAUACCAAAACUACGCGCUGUUGACGAGACACAUGAAGAAUCAACACGGCUUGAAGAAGUGGCAGAAGUAUCGACAACUGGGGCAGCAAAUCCUGAAGCAAACCAAUGGUCCGACCGCUACGGUCGCCAAGAAUAAUGGCAAUAUUCUGUGUCCCGAUUGCGGCAAAACCUACUUCGGGAUCAAAUUACUGCUCAGACAUAUCACACGUACUCACGGCUCGGACGUUGCGGACAAGUAUCGGCUGAACAAUGGUCUCGUCAGCCGUAAAGCGGCGGCUCUCGAACCCCAAGCGGUGAAUUGGGCGCUCAAUUCAGUCGCUACGGCUAUCGUGUCGGCGAAUGUGGGCAACAAAUCGCGACCAAAAUUGGUCGUAAAAUCAGCGAACAAAUCAGUAAAAGUAAUGUCAAGCGUACGAAAAGUGAUCCAAAAGCCAAUCCCAAUGACUCGACGCCACUUGUCUUCGGAGGAGAAGGAGUGGAACUGCGAUUACAAUUUGUGUCCAAGAAGUUACAACUCGAAGUACAAUCUAAAGAGACAUCAGAUCGAGAUUCACAAGCGUUUGUCCAAAAAAUUGUUUUACAUGACAUCGAAGAAUGAGAAGACUGUCAAAUAUUUCAUACCAAAGACUGGUAGCACUGCCGCCGCCCUCACUGUCACAGCCGUCUCGGAGCCAACUGUUGCUAAAACUGCGGCCAUUUCGGGCCCGAAGAGCACUCAAAUCGCUAGCGAUAAGGCGUUUAAGUGUAAUUUGAAGGGCUGUUCGGCCAGCUAUCAGACAAUCUCUGGCCUCUAUAGGCAUAAGAAGGUUAAACACAACUCAAACAAACCGUUCAAAUCGGUAUCAAAAUUGGCCAAAACCCAGGCGUUAGGAGUGACCAUCAAAUAUAAGGCAGCGAUUAGACCGAAGUUGAGUGUCGAUGAAGAGAACCAAUUGGUGGCCACAGAGGAGGACAAGGAGGAGGAGGUGACAGAGUUUUUGUGCACUUAUCCUAACUGUGCGUUUAAGGCGUUGGGCCGCAAAACAGUUAUCCAACACUUUCCCACACAUUUCCCGGGCGAAGACAAGCCGUUCAAGUGUGUGAUGACUGACUGCCACUACGCGGCCAAAGUCUUGUCCAAACUUAAACAGCAUGUCCUCAACAGACACUCUGAGCAGCAGUUUAUUAAAGCCAUGGACGCCACGGGUAUUCGCUACCCGUCC
This is a messenger RNA of Medioppia subpectinata, 3354 nucleotides long. The record is from the annotation of a GenBank genome assembly. Lineage: Eukaryota; Metazoa; Arthropoda; Arachnida; Sarcoptiformes; Oppiidae.